Molecule: messenger RNA, 6281 nt
Organism: Branchiostoma belcheri (Belcher's lancelet)
Lineage: Eukaryota; Metazoa; Chordata; Leptocardii; Amphioxiformes; Branchiostomatidae
Product: phosphatidylinositol 3-kinase regulatory subunit alpha-like
Biological process (GO): signal transduction; regulation of GTPase activity
Molecular function (GO): GTPase activator activity; protein binding
Source: RefSeq, a predicted model, not a curated record
UCAGUGGUCACGUGCCGCAGGUCUCGCAUGUCUCUGUGCUUACUUCCUGCAGCGGCAGCCUGGGUCAUGGCCGAGCUGGGAGGUGGAGUGUAGGUCCCCUUCCCUGUCCUACAGGCGCCGAUAGGGCUCGACAACGCCAUCAGACCCUCGUUCACGGGAGAUCACCGUUAGACGGUGUAGCACCGAAGCUUCUGAAGACUCUCGCGGGCGAGAUAGCGCUUCAAACCACGGCACACUCACCGUAUUCCUUGCACCGUACCAACCCAGGCCCCCGCAAGUAGGUUAGAACAGUAAAUCUGGAGGGUGAGCUCACGGGAUUCCCCUUCGCUGGAUUCCUCGGAAGUGCGACGACUCCACACCUGUCAGACGACGUUACCGUUGAGUAAACGUGGACGUGUGUAGCGUAUAAUGGCGACCGGAGGAAGUGACGCGAUGGAAAGGGGAGUAGAAGCAGCGAAGUACCGCGCACUCUACCGCUACGACAAGGAAUCUUCCGAGGAUGUCAGCAUGGAAGUCGGGGACAUCCUUGUCGCGAAGGGACCGUUCUUAGACAUUGAGGGGACAGUUGAGAAACCCGAGGGCUGGUUGACUGGCCGUAACGAAAGAACAGGCGAAUCAGGGUGCUUCCCCGGUACCUACACUGAGUUUGUAGAAAGAUAUUUCGUCCCCGUGGCUGUGCCAAGACGACCGCCAAGGCCUCCGCCAAGACCAGGGGCUCGAAGUAGUGAAGGUAAUGACUCAGGAUUUAUAGGGUCGCCUGCACCUGGAGUAACACUUGGAGGUACUGGUGGGUCACGAGGCCACAGUCUGAUAGAAAUUGCAGUUGUGAAGCCCAUCCUCUGCCAACACUGUAAGGCGUUCAUUUGGGGUCAGGGGAAGUCAGCUGUUAGGUGUGAAGUUUGCCAGUGCUGUUUCCACAAGGGUGAUGCAGACAGGGUGGGCUGUGGUUCUCUAGCCGCUGACCAUCCCUGUGUCCGAGCGGAAACCUCCAACUACCAGCCCCUGGACCACGCAGUGGAGGUCAGUAGGUGGACAGUGGAGAACGUGCAGCACUGGAUGGCAGCGGUCAACUUGAGCCGCUACUCGGAACUCUUCAAGGCCCGUCAUGUAGACGGCUCCAAGCUGGAGACCCUGAAUGACCAGGCACUCAUGCACAUGGGCAUCAUGGAUGACUUCCACAGAAUCUGCCUGAUGAACAGUAUAGAUGAACUGUGCAAGGGCACCUCAGCAAUGAGAACAGCGGUUCCGUUGGACCCCAGCACCCAUGGAGAGGAGGCCUCCCUCCCCAUCUCCAGUCACAGGUUCAAGGAGCACAGCUUCUCCACCGUCACCUGGUGUGACAAGUGUCACAAGUUCCUCUGGGGGCUCAUCAGGCAGGGACUACAGUGCCAAGACUGUGCCUACAGUUGUCACCGCAUGUGUGCCCACACCGGCGUCCCUCCCUGUAACACAGAGGUCAGGGACAGGCGAAGAAGAGAAAGCUACUCACCAAAUCCGCUGUUUGGGGAGGAUUUGAAGCUCCAGUUCAGUCCGCCCGACCCCGCACCAGUGGUCGUCAUCAAGUGCUGUAAAGCCAUAGAGGAAAGAGGUCUUGAUCUAGAUGGAAUCUACAGAAUCUCCUCCUCAACUGCUGCUAUCAACGAACUCAAGAAGUCGUUCAACACGGAUCCCAACUCGGUGGAUCUAAGCAUCUACGACCUCCACUGCGUCUCGGGCGCGCUGAAGCGGUACCUUCGCGAGCUGCCCAACCCGGUGCUAACCACUGAGCUGUAUGACAGCUUCAUCGCAGCAGCUAAAGAGCUGAAAGAAGAAGUAGAGCUGGUUGCGCGACUGCUGGAGCUGGUGAAACAGCUGCCUGAGCAGCACAGACUGACGCUGGAGUGGCUCAUGGCGCACUUCUGCCGUGUCUGCCAGCACAUCAAGGCCAACAAGAUGACUCCCAAGCACCUGGCAGUGGUGUUCUGUCACAUCCUGAUGAGACCGCCCUGGGAACAUGUGCUGCAAGUGACCAGUAACACGGAGUACCAUGUGAAGGUUGUGGAGUUACUGUUGACAGGAGGGAGCUGGGGAGAGCCACUGCCCGAUGUGGAACUGGAAGAGGACAAACCAGCCAUACCACCCCGGAUAGCCACUGGGACGAAAAGGCAAAGAGAACAGCUUCAACAACUCGAGACACCACAGUCUCUUCAGGAGGCAGAGUGGUACUGGGGAGACAUCUCAAGGGAGGAGGUCAAUGACAAACUGAAGGACACACCAGAUGGAACCUUCCUGGUCCGAGACGCCUCCACCAAGUACAAAGGGGACUACACACUAACCCUCAGGAAAGGGGGUAACAACAAGUUGAUCAAGAUCUGCCAUCGUGAUGGGAAGUACGGGUUCUCGGAGCCGCUACGCUUCAGCUCUGUGGUAGAACUGAUCCAGCACUACCGGAAGGAGUCCCUGGCACAGUACAACUGUAAACUGGACGUCAGACUAACCUAUCCUGCCUCCAAGAGCCAACAGGGUGAUGAGAGUGUUGAGGGCAGCAGUGUGGACAUGGUGGGGAAGAAGCUUCAGGAGUUGAACAAGGAGUACCUGGACAAGAGCAAACAGUACGACCAGCUGUACGAGUCCUACACCAAGUCCACUCAGGAGAUCCAGAUGAAGCGUCAGGCCCUGGACGCCUUCAAGGAGACCAUCAGCAUCUUUGAGGAGCAGGCCAAGUCACACGAGAGGUACCACUCGGAGGUCAAGGGUCAGGAGUACAAAAAGAUUAUGGAGAACUACGAGAACCUGAAGUCGCGGCUGAACGAGAUUAUUGAGAGCAGCAAACAGCUGGAGCUGGACCUGAAGCUGCAGACAGAGGGGAACAGGAACCUGGACAGGGAGAUGAACUCCAUCAAACCUGACAUCAUCCAGCUGCGCAAGAUCCGAGACCAGUACGUCAUGUGGCUGGGGCACAAGGGCGUCAAGCAGGACAAGAUCAACGAGUGGCUCAAGGCUUCGUACGACGGACAUGGCGGAGACACCACUGCACCCAACUUUAACGAGGAGGCUCUGCCGCACCAUGAUGAGUCUCUGUGGUUCCUGCCUGACUGUUCACGGGUGGACGCUGAAGGCUUGUUGGCAGGAAAACCUGAAGGAACCUUCCUGGUGCGCAAGAGCAGUCAACAGAACAACUACGCCCUGUCCAUUGUAGCGGAGGAAGGGGCAGUCCGACACUGUGUCAUCUACAACACAGCGACCGGGUACGGGUUUGCCGAACCCUACAACCUGUACGCCUCUCUCAAGGACCUGGUGCUACACUACCAGCAGAACUCGCUUUACGAACACAACGACUCGCUCAACACGACGCUGGCGUACCCCGUGUACGGCCCUCCCCCGCCCGACCUCCCGCAGCGGUGACGUGGUGAGAUCGCGGUCGCUCGGAUCCACAAAGGUGCUCUCUAUCAAGGGCUGUACUGUGACUGUGACGAGGGUAAUACCAACACGACAGCCGGUAAUCUUGGGGAACAUCGAUCCCACGGAAAUAGUUGUGAAAAUACGAACUGAUGAACACCAACUGGUCAUGGCAAGGUUAUUUUAACAUUUGAAUGCCAUAGCUUGAAGCAAAGAGAUAUCUAGAUACAAGAACAAGUAGUUGUUUUUUUUUUGGUCCAAUCAGGUAUGUUUGCAGGAGUGAUUCAGUAAUUUUGAAGUUUUACUGAAAGCGGACUGCAUAAUCACUGCCAGUGUUAAAUUUGUUCACAAAUUGUAUCCCUUUUGACAGAUUUAUUUCAAUGUUUAUGUUUGUUUGUUUGUUUGACAGACCUUGUCAACACGUCCUAGCUAACGCUAGGGUUCCCAUGAUGCUUUUAGAGUAACGGUACCCUGUUUGAAAUCCUUGGAAAGCCAGAAAUAUGACAGACACACUUCCCAAUGUAUUGUCAAAGGACAUAUCAAAACUCUGUGCACGCAGAAUUUUGUCAGUGACCUUAAUACUUACAAAUAGUCAACGCUGUGUAUCUAUAUGUAUAUAAUAUAUAUAUCUAGCAUUGUAUGAAGAAGAUGCAGCUUGACAUGGAGAGAAAGAUAGGAAUGAGGAGGCCUUUUCUUAGUCCAUCGGCUUAAAGAGUUAGAAAAAAAAUUUUCAAAUUGUUCUGAAGAAUGACAGAUUCAAGGAUUGUCGUUUCGAUUUGUUGAGACUUGAAGAAGAGCUUACUGUCUAAGAAGAGGCCAUCCUCAGCCGUCUUGAACAAUAAGGUGCAAUCUGAAGUUCCGGGAAAUUCCGAGGUUUCAGUCCCGAGGAAACCUGCGGAGUUUUCCCUGGAGAAGACUUCAAACAUGAUUCAGGGUUUAUGAAUGAUGUUUAUUAACAGUGUUUGAUGCUAGCUGCAGUCACAGAUGUGGGGAGGGGGGCAGACAUGACUGUUGUGUGAAUAAGAACAGUUUAGACUUGUACAUGUUACUAAUGAAGAAAGCAUAUGGCUUGUGAAAAGGAAAAUACCAGAAGUGCUGUACAACCCAUGAAACGAUAGUUUAGGCGGGAAAAAUGCCUCAAAAAUUCCACCUUUGUUGUUAAAUCGGUAAGGAUUUCAGUAUUUCUGCCACUGAUCUUUACCUUGUGUCCUCUUUUUGUUUUCUUCAUUAUGAAUGGUCAUGCCUGAAGUUGGAAGACUAUGGAAUUGCAGAUAUGAGUGAAUCGGAUAGGGGGCGCUGGAAGACUUGAGAAGCUUUCUGUUUUGUAAUAUACUUGCCUAAUUUUUGUACAGAUGUACCAUGAUGGUUCCUACUGAUUUAGAGACAGAGAGAGAGAGAGAGAGACUGGGCUCACAAGACUGUGAUUAAUGUAAAUAGAAGCAUCACAUGAGACUAACCAGGUUUAGGAAAGAAAUUAUCUUUGUUUUCCUCCCACGUUCCCUGCUGUUAAUUUUGGCUUGGUAGAUUCCCCCACGUGACAAAAAAACAGAGGUAAUAUUGGGAGAGUAUUGCAGAGGCUGUUACGAUGAUACUGUGAUAUUUUUUUUCUGGUCGCACUCUACAGCUGACCCUAAGUCUUUUUGUGUACAUAGACAUUAACUUCUUUUGUAAAAGUUGAAAUGUAAAAGCUGGGAUGAUUGCAUGGUGUGUAAAAGGGAAUCCAUGGUGCCAAUGUGACAGGCAGUUUGCCUUGCUGUAUCAGCCGAACAAAAUGAAGCGGUGCCAAGCACCCAUAUGAAGACAGUAAUACUGCAGAUUUAACAUCAAGACAACACGUCUGCAGAAUUUAAGAUCAGAAAAGGCUGCCUCAACUAUAACACGUAACCGUCUUGUAUUGACGUACGCCUUUGUAUUAUAUUGUAUCGUUCAUACAUCGUCUAAAAUGACCAUAUGCCCAAGGAUAUGAAGUCCGCAGAGUAGUGGAAACAUAUCUUCAUGUAUAUCGAUAUCUGACUGUGAAGAAGAAAAAAAAAGCAGCUUUUGAACUGAAAUUUGGUGCUUUACGAAUCUUUCCCACAUAUGGACAAGCUGAGGACAGACUCAGAAUCUCUGCUAGUACCAAACUGUUUAUUUGAAACGUUCCAAAUUUAUCCUCGAAAAUCCUAACAUCUAAAGCUGUCCUGAGCUUUUCAUACUUGGGAAAGAGUCCACUGGUUCUUCUGUGUACACUUUUUCUAUAGAUGUUCACUAUUUGAUAUAUUGUGCCAAUGGGCCAUAUGCACCUCCCUUGAUGUAUAUAGACUUCUAACAGGUGUUAAUGUAGGCCGUUGAAAGAUGCAUUAAUGACAACUGGGUAACUAGCGCAGAGAAGUUUGUUUUUCCGUAGUGCGUAUAUUUUGUUCGGUUCAAAUGACAUACAGUCGAAUUGAAAACAGAAAUGAUCAGAUCAGUUUGUUUGUAAAGAUCUCUGCUGCUGUACUUACAAUUGUAACGUUUAACAAAACUCCGAUAGCAUUCCAUACCAAAUCACUUAUCAGGGACAGGUACCACUCAACUGCGAAGAAGAAAAAUUAGAACAAGAAGAAACCAAUUUAUCCACGAGUCUUAAAUUUGGGUGAAGGAAAGCUGUUGGAUUUUGUACCAAAAAUUAAGUUUGUUAUUAUCGUACUUUGUAUUAAAAAAAAGAAGAAAUAUUGUGAUUUUCUUUUCCAAAAUCAACCUGAUCCUGUGCCAUUUAGGAAGAAGAAAAAUGGAUAAAAACUUGAACCAUUUUGGUGUGAAAUCUGUGUUGCAAAAUUCCAGAUAACUUGUGAGUAUAGAGUCUUGGAUUUUUACUCUGAUGAAUUGUGUCCUCUGCAAUACACUCUCAGUUGGAAUAAACUUGGAAGAAUGACUUUAAAAAU